This is a messenger RNA of Arvicanthis niloticus (Nile rat), 669 nucleotides long. The record is from RefSeq and is a predicted model, not a curated record. Lineage: Eukaryota; Metazoa; Chordata; Mammalia; Rodentia; Muridae.
AUGGCUCUUUUGAUCUCACUUCCUGGAGGGACUCUGGCCAUGGCUCAGAUCCUGCUUCUUCUGCUGUCAGCAGCAUGUCUGCUCACUGUAAACUCAGCAGGAUACAGCAGAAAAAAUGACUACAGGGUCAGUCAACCAGCUCUCCUCUCUGGAGUCCAGGGCAGCUCCAUCAAGAUCCCCUUCUCCUUCUACUUCCCCGGGGAGGAUGUCAAGAAUCCACAGAUGAGGAUAUUUUGGAAAUGGAAGCACUUCCAUGAGGAGUUCAUCUACAACUCCAUCCCGCCUUUCAUACAUGAGCACUUCAAGGACCGGCUCAUCCUGAACUGGACACAGGGUCAGACAUCCGGAGUCCUCAGAAUCCUGAACUUGAAGGAGACUGACCAGGGUACAUACUUCUGUAAUGUCUGGCUGAGCACAAUAGAAGGCAUGAGGAAAUGGCAGUCGAUACCUGGGACCCAACUCACAAUCAUUAAUGCACUCAGCACCACCAUGAGGAGCCCCUCCAUCAUCACCUUUGCAGUCACCACAGCUGGCCUGGAGGACACAGGGGGCCAGAGGGAUCCUUUACUGCUGAUCCUGGGAGUCAUGGUCAUAAUGGUCAUAGCCAAGGCUGUAGCCAUGAUCCCCCUCUAUGGAUUCAUGAUCUUCCUGUGCUGGAAGCAAAGGUAA